AUGACAGAUGACAACCCAUUAUUUGCUUCCACUGGGUUAAAUAUUAGCGCCUGUGCCGUGACUUCAAAAGUAAGAGGCGAUCGACCUUGUGGAUGGUCACUUCUUUGCGCUUUGCCUGAUUUUCAAACCUUCCGCCCCGCUAUACCAAACUGCACAAGACAAUACAGUAAUGAUCUUUGGAGUGAACUUCAAAAAUCUCUCCAUUAUAUCGACAAAGAAGUUAUGUAUCGUUACUUCAGCCAAGAAUUAGACUUUCUCAUUGGCCCAGCAUGUAGCUUUAAAAUAAGUAUACAUUGCUCAGCAAGAGAUUUUGUGCACUUGGAAACUAAAUGGGGUAAGUGUUAUACCUUUAACUCAGGUAAAAAUGACAAAAUAAAGAAUGCGAACAGUGCUGGCAUAUCGUUUGGAUUUGCUGUCAUUCUCGAUGUCCAGACAGAAGAAUAUAGUUAUGGGAAAGUUUCAGAAGGAUUCAAGGUAGUGAUUCAUCAGCAAGGUGAAUUCAUCGAUGAAUGGGAAGGAAUCAAUGUUGGGCCAGGACAGCAUGCUGUUAUUGCGCUUUCGGAGAAAAGGGUAACGUUCCCCACUUGUUUUCAGUGAAAGUGGCUGACUGUGACGCUGUUUGUUAUCUUUUUAAAAAGCUAACUUUUUUCACAUCAUUUGUAUUUUAAAAAUUGAAAGUGUCUCCUUUCGUCGUAGCAUUCAUUCAUCGUAACAUUUGUAAGACAGGGAUCGCGCUUAAGUUACUUUGUUUUCAAUCGCGUCCUUAACCAAACCUGAUCAGUCACGAUCGGCACUCUCCCUUUUGCGACCAUUCGUUGGGACAGAAAAUACAGAAAAAUAACGGUAAACUUGUCCAAGCGAGUUUCGCCGUAUUCUAUUAAAGUUUGAAAAUUAUUGAAUCGUUGAAAUAGAUGCAAUGUGUCUGAAAGGCAAUUCUUAUACAGUAAUAAACAAAUAGCAAUCAAAAAUAUUUUUCUACCCUGCUCCCUGCCCCCUAGAAAGGAUACAAUUUCUCACGUUCUGUGCCAAGAAUACUAUCUUUUUCAGAUUUCAUGAAGUGGUGACGGUAACGGUAGAUGGAAAGGGUGGAGGAUCUUGUCUCAAGACUGAGAAGCAAUGCAAUGCAAUUGGUCUUCUAAUUUUUUGAAGCUAUUUGAUUUGGCAUUCUUUAGUACAAGAAUCUGGAAAAGCCGUACUCUACCAAUUGUACCAAGAAGACUUUGAAAACCUUCGAUACUUACACAGCAGCGGGUUGUCUUUUUGAGUGUGAAGCUGAGAUGAUCAUCAAGGAUUGUAAUUGCCGACCCUCUGGUUACAAAGGUACUAGCCAUUAAGAAUUAAAGAAUUACGAAUUUUAACGAAAAAAAUAUUUGGUUGUAAAUCCACUAGAAUUAGCCCCUUUUUUGGGUAGGAAUCUCAUUAAAGAAGGCAGGAAUACCUUAACGUCGAUGACGUAAUAGCCUUUUGUCUUUAUCUCACUGAUAAAAUGAACAGGAAUCUCAUUAUCCCCCAUCUUUUGUAUUCUUAAUACAACAGAAACAAUAGACUCACUUCGGUUGAAAUCGGUGUAAUAGCUUUUUUGCUAUUUUAGAUGGAUGAUGUCAUAGUUUACUUUUAAUUAUGUGCGUCAUAUCCUUAUCUUGUUAUGAAGCCACCUGUGACUAAAAAAGUGAGCUGUAAGGUAUUAUGCAAGUUCCAUUUCCUGCCUCUUUCAUUGUCUAACAAUUGUUAAAGUCCCGGUUCAAUGAUUCUGGGCGCGCAAAUCGUGCGAAUGACGGCGAAGGCAAAACUAGCUCUUUCUAGCACGAAACACAAUGUUUUACUCUUCCUGCUGCUCCUUUACAAGUAAUUUUUUAUUUUAUUUGCCCCUUUUUUUAUUUUUUAUUUUUAUUUUCCCUCCAACACAUCGACCCUGCAUUGACCUACAUCGACCCCACUUCGACACCACAUCGACCAGCGCCAAAUGUUUUCCUCCACCACCACCACAUUUCUAUUGUCUUCCCUCCACCACCACCACCACAUUUCUAUUGUUUUCCUUCCACCACUUUCACCCCAUUUCUAUUUUUUCCUCCUCUUCCUCCUCCUCAUUUCUAAUGUUUUCCACCAAACAGGUUAUUUGAGUUUGGCUUUUUGACCUGAGUUUGGCCUUUUCUGCCUGUAUUUCACCUUUUUGGCCUGUGUUUGGCCCUUUGCCCUGGGCUUGGCCUGUCUGAUCCUCAAAAAUAACCUGUUUGGUAGAAAAACAAUAGAAAUGAGGAGGAAGAGGAAGAAAACAAUAGAAAUUUGGUAGUGGUGGUGGUGAAAAAAAAUAGAAAUCACGGGAAACCCAGGUUCUCCGAUAGUGCCACGGUACAGUUCCAUUAAAAUUACAGUGUUUAAAUAGGGUAAGAAUACGAUCCUAAAAUUUGUAGGAAAUACUUAAUAAAGGUCAAUGAAACUUACUCUCCCACUAGUUGUUGUUGUCCUUUAUGCUCAAACGAAUUUUCAGGAGAAUUUGCUCAAUUUCACCCUCCAUACAACAACAACAACAACAAAACUUUAUUAAUAAACAAAUAAAAUUACAAAAGUAUUGCCCGCAGCUAGCAAGGCUAUUCGAGGUGGGACAAUGUGUGCAAAAUAUAAGAGAUAAAGACUAAGGCUAUUAACUAAGGAAAGUUUACAGUUAGUUACAAAUAAAUAUAAUACAAUAUAAUGCACAAGGUAGGAGGCACGAGAUGGCAUCUCGGCCGCCAUGCUACCUUUCCAACACAACUUUUUCCACGAAAUUCGAACUCCAACGGUAACUAAACAUGCUAGGAUCGUAGAAAUAGGAUAGCGUCAGAUAUAGAAAUCAAUGAAGCUUUCCCAGAUAGAGAAACGAAUCCAGCAGACUUUGACAAACUCGAAGGAUAUAAUCUACAAAGGCCGAAAGUCGUCGCGCCGAAGAAGCCGGGCCAGAUCAACGCGCGGCCAAGCAAAUGAGGCCUGGGCACUGUACAAAUCAAAUCCAUCCUGGGUGUCCUAGGUUGACCUUUAUCGGGACCGAUACGUAGCUUUUCCAACGUUAGUCUCCCCUGCUGGAAAUACAUUUGCUCCAAGGUUAUUGUUCACUAGAUCCAAUCUUGUCCUCCUUAAUGAGAUUCCUACCCAAAAAGGGGUUAAUUUCUCUCCUAACAUACUACUUCCACUUUCAUGACCAAAAUAUUUAGGCAAAAAGCUAUCACUGAAACGCCUAGUUUGUUCUUAAUUCCGUUUAAUUUCUCCAAACUCCAGGACACAAAUAAAAUCAAAAGUUGCAGACGAAAGCAGUAAAUUUCUGAUGUGCGAUAAAGAAAAGAAAACCUUUAAAAACGUGGUUCACUUUUUUAUGCAGCCCACUCGCAGCGCCCUACCGGUGGAUCUUUAAAAUUUUUUCGCCCUUAUUUUUUUUAGGUAAGGACGUCGAGAUGCACGCGUGUGUAACGGAAGGGCAGUUAGACUGUGUUUCAAAGCUUUUUGGUAAGGAAUACCUGUUUUCCAACACGUUAAGCACUUUUCCUUGCGGAAGUUUCCCCAUUUCGUCUUAUGUGCAGCGAAAAUGUCGAAUUGUAAGGCUUGAUUUGUUGUAUAAGUUUCUUUUUUAUUGACUUACUGUCUACGUUUAUGUAUUUAUUUUCUUCUGGCCCUUCGAAAGAUCAUGAACUGAUUUUUCUCCUUCACUUGCCUACUCUUUUUUCCCAACUUCGCAGGUAAAAAGAGGAGGCGCUAGAAGAGUAAUUUAGAGUCAUGUUAACUGCAAACGGUAAACGUGAAUUUGUGCCGCGUGACCAAGUUUUCACUUAUUUGUCCUUAAGUGCUCUUUACUUCUAAACUGUUUUUAUUGAUCUGCUCAUGUUCUAUUUUGAAAACUUCUUAACUUGAGUCUGCCGUUAGCCGUUUAGCGUAGACGUAACUCUAAAGCUCCCAAAUAUUUUCAAACGUAAACAAUUACCACCCAUUGGCUAAACUACGUACAUGCAGUCAAUCAUGUUACAGUCUUUAAUUUCCUAAUCAGAACAUUCACAUUUUUUUAUUAGCUAACGUAAACAGCAAGUCCUGUGAGUGUGAGGUUCCUUGUUAUCAGACCAAAUUUAACACUGAAGUGUCCUAUACAAAGUUUCCUAAUCCUGGACUGGCUAAAUACCUGCAGUUGCAAGGCUACAACCGUGAUUUUCAAUACCAAAGGUAACUCUACUUCAACUUUUAAUAAUUAUCUCUUAAAUAAAAAGAAUUUGUAAUGAUAAUGUGAAGUGUCAGCCGGGAUUUGACUGUAAUUCAUUUUUGCAGACACCUGCUUAGUACUGACACCUCAUUAUUACAGACAACUUGCUUUGUCCCUGGGGAAACAAAGCCUUUACAUUUUCUCUAAAUUCAACGCGAUAAAUACGGACACCCCGUUUAUACCGACGCUUUUUAUGACUCCCUCAGUGUCCGUAUUAAAGGAGGUUAACCUUUUGGCCAUUGCUACGACAAAAAAAGUGCAGAGGUACUGAAAAAAAAAUUAAUUCACUUUUUCCCCACAGGGAUAACCUUUUACUUUUACAAGUUGGAUUCAAAUCUCUUAGUUAUGAGAUGCAAGAACAGAGACCAGCUUAUGAUUACAAUUCCUUGUUUGGUAGAGUAUUAUUGAGUACAUUAUUAGCCUUAGUAAACUAAGACGUGUUAACUAGCAAAGUCGGUGAGUACCUUCCUAUAAUAAUGCUCAGAGCUGGUAACGCAUGAUCCUGUUCAGUAAAGAAAUACAAGUAGUGACAGGCGUUACCAAUAUGAUUAAAUCCAUUUUCGGCGGAAAUUACACUAACUUGAGGGAAAGUAUAUGAACGCGGANUAACGUAAACAGCAAGUCCUGUGAGUGUGAGGUUCCUUGUUAUCAGACCAAAUUUAACACUGAAGUGUCCUAUACAAAGUUUCCUAAUCCUGGACUGGCUAAAUACCUGCAGUUGCAAGGCUACAACCGUGAUUUUCAAUACCAAAGGUAACUCUGCUUCAACUUUUAAUAAUUAUCUCUUAAAUAAAAAGAAUUUGUAAUGAUAAUGUGAAGUGUCAGCCGGGAUUUGACUGUAAUUCAUUUUUGCAGACACCUGCUUAGUACUGACACCUCAUUAUUACAGACAACUUGCUUUGUCCCUGGGGAAACAAAGCCUUUACAUUUUCUCUAAAUUCAACGCGAUAAAUACGGACACCCCGUUUAUACCGACGCUUUUUAUGACUCCCUCAGUGUCCGUAUUAAAGGAGGUUAACCUUUUGGCCAUUGCUACGACAAAAAAAGUGCAGAGGUACUGAAAAAAAAAUUAAUUCACUUUUUCCCCACAGGGAUAACCUUUUACUUUUACAAGUUGGAUUCAAAUCUCUUAGUUAUGAGAUGCAAGAACAGAGACCAGCUUAUGAUUACAAUUCCUUGUUUGGUAGAGUAUUAUUGAGUACAUUAUUAGCCUUAGUAAACUAAGACGUGUUAACUAGCAAAGUCGGUGAGUACCUUCCUAUAAUAAUGCUCAGAGCUGGUAACGCAUGAUCCUGUUCAGUAAAGAAAUACAAGUAGUGACAGGCGUUACCAAUAUGAUUAAAUCCAUUUUCGGCGGAAAUUACACUAACUUGAGGGAAAGUAUAUGAACGCGGAUAACAUCUCAUUAUGAUAUUAAACUAUAAGCUAAUUUGUACGUGACAUUACACCUGCCAUGUUAGUGGUCUAACAAAGAAACAACGAAUCCCCUUCCUGGUUAAGUGGCUUUAUCAAGUCAUCGGCGUUAAUGUUUUCCCCUGUAAAUAAAUGAGAUUCCCAGCCUUAAAAGCGUCAAAACUGGUGCUUCGUAUACUACUUUUAUCUGGUUCAAUUUUAAGUCGUUAACAAGGUCUCCAAGUAAAAGUUAAUGGACAAAAGCAUAGAAAAAUGGAUAUUCUACAUAAUCAUCAACUUAAAAACUCGCAUUGACUAGCCAGUCUCAUUACGUGAACAGGAUGCAAUAUGAUUAAUGUUUCAAUACACAGUUGAUGUAAGCAAAUUCCAUUUAUACACAUCUUUUGUUAUUGGGCUAAUAGACCUAUUUGGAUUGUUUGUUCAUUACUCAGGUGAUAUUGGAGGUAGUAUGGGUUUAUUCUUGGGGUGCAGCCUGUUAACUAUCUUCGAGUUCCUUGACUUUCUCAUCAGCCUCCUAACAAGACGACUGCAUCGACGAUUCCCUCAUCCGAUGUCAGUAGAAGAAGCACCGAAAAAUCAAUGA
This is a messenger RNA of Porites evermanni, 6215 nucleotides long. Lineage: Eukaryota; Metazoa; Cnidaria; Anthozoa; Scleractinia; Poritidae. The record is from the annotation of a GenBank genome assembly.